Striga hermonthica is the source of this 867-nucleotide messenger RNA. The record is from the annotation of a GenBank genome assembly. Lineage: Eukaryota; Viridiplantae; Streptophyta; Magnoliopsida; Lamiales; Orobanchaceae.
AUGGCGAGAAGACCCCGGACCACCUCUCGAAAGACCUCCCAAUCUCCUAAUUCCGCCGCUCAUACUCAGUCGCCAAAGGCCCAAAAAGGCUGUAAAGGCAGCUGUGAGCCAUCGGAUGACGAGGAAGGUGAAGAAAUAGUGACCAACUUGACCCCUCCAAGUGCGACGCACAGUGAGAACUGCGAAAACGGGCACGUGUCGUGCGGGGCAUGUUGCCUAGGGGCGCACAACAACUGCGGCAGCUGCGGCAGUCCCAUUGGCACCAAUAGAAACCGAGCUCUAGAGAGGGUUCUCGAUUCGAUGCGAGUCCCAUGCCCUAAUGCCUUGUAUGGGUGCACGGAGUAUUCGAGCUUCAGCAACAAGCUCCAACAUGAAAAAACGUGCCGACACUCUCCUUGCUCUUGCCCUUACCCGAACUGCACCUACACCGGCCUCCCCUCCUCCGUCUACUCCCAUUUUGCUGCCACCCACUCUGCCUCGUCUCAGUCUCAGUCUUUCUUCUUCGACUAUGAGUUUCUUGUCUCUUUGGAAACCGAUCAGAGGCACGUUUUCUUGCAAGAGGUAACUAAGGACAGGCUUUUUGUCCUCAGCCGCCGGCCCAACCGCCUCGGGAGCAUGGUUGCUGUGGAGUGCAUUGGACCCAUCUCACUCGAGAGGAAAUUUGUUUACGAGGUUAUGGCGGCGGAUGGUGUGGGUUUUGCGAGGCUGAGGGCUCUGGCUGAGACGAGAGCGGUUUGGCUCGGGGGGCAGCAGCCUGGCAACAAGUAUCUUUUCGUGCCCGAGGAAUUUGUGGGUGCUGAUGGGAAGCUGAAGCUGGAGGUUACUAUUAGGGAUCGGGAGUUGAGGUCCGCCAGGGCCCGCAAGUAG